Messenger RNA from Hylaeus volcanicus, 3518 nucleotides. RefSeq names its product protein HID1-like. Bases 43 to 3216 code for a protein of 1057 amino acids. Gene Ontology annotation, cellular component: membrane; Golgi trans cisterna; Golgi medial cisterna. The transcript is spliced from 18 exons. The record is from RefSeq and is a predicted model, not a curated record. Lineage: Eukaryota; Metazoa; Arthropoda; Insecta; Hymenoptera; Colletidae.
GUUAAAGAUAACUCAGCCUAAAAUAUAAUACGAACUAUUGCCAUGGGAGCUACUGAAUCAAAAAUUGACCCACAGUUUUUGUCUCGUUUUGUGUUAGAUUCUAAAAGGUUCGAAAACGAUGAGUACUGGAAACACUUAUUUCGCUCACCCGUUACACGAGAGUUUCUUCAAAAUCAUUUGUCAAUAGAUCUUAUACGGAAAGCUCGACAGAGUCGAAACCCUAAUUUAGUUGAUUUUUUUCAUAAAGUGUUAGACGCGCUACAAGAAGUCAUUGACUGUGGCCAUAAGGGAAAUCUUGGAGGAGCCGGAUGUUCUGUCGCUCGUAAUUGCUUAUGUCUGCUAACUCAUAUUUUACCUGUAUUUCUUGAAAUUCCCCUACCACAUGAACUAAAUUUUUUGGAGACUUCAAAUAGAUCUCAACAAAUCGUUUCAGAUUCUUCUUUUGUUUAUACUCUAUUUUGGUUAGCGCCACACCAAAAUUCCACAAAAGGAAACAUUGCAUUUGAUGAUAAUUUACAUAAAGGACAAAUUAACAAAAAAGAUUAUCCACCUAAUCAAAUAAUCGGGAAUGAAGAUGUGAAGGGGAAUAGCAUAGAAAAGCUAAAAGUCCAAGUAAUGAUGACAGAUAAUUCAGCACAUAAAUUGGUUGGAGAGUUGGACAAAAAGACAGACUGCAAGAAGCAUUUAAGUAAUUCUUCAGAGGCAACACAAGAUUUUGAAGAAAGUAUUAAUCUUAACUUAACAAACACUAAAGUUAGCGUGAAGCAGACUCGUUCAAAUUUAGAGGAAAAUACAAAUAUUUUGAGACAAUCGACCGACGGUAUAGAAAACACGGAAGAUCAAGUGAAUCAUACAAACUGUUACAUUGACAAAACAACAGGCGACAGAAAUCAGAAAGAUUCCUCUAUAGAUAAGACCACAGAAAAUGCGCAAGAGAUAACUUGUUGCGUAAACAAGGACGUAGAUGACCCCAAAAAGUCAUAUUCCUCCGCGAAAAAAAUAAGAAAUGAAGCGGAAGAGCCUUGUUGUUGCGUGAAGAAAACGGGAGAUGAAAAAACGGGAGAUGAAGCGGCAGAGCCUUGUUGUUGCGCGCGAAAUUACGAAAAGGCAUUGGACAAUUCAACGAAAGAAGGAAAACGGGAUAGCAACGUAAGCCAGACGGCGGAACAGUUACAGAAAGUAAUUAAUGAAGAACCUCUCGAAGCUGCAAAAAUGCCAAAUAAGAAUAGCGACAAUCCUGUGGUUUGUGAAGGGAAUAGCGUUAUAAGGGAACGUGUGGAUGAACUAAACAAGAACCUUGAACAACUGAAUUUAAUCGGUGGCUCGUUUUCUGGGUCAGGUGAAGAAGAACAAAUGCAACCACUUGCUAUAAAAAUUUUGUCAGCAUUACAACACCUUCUUUUUUUAAAAAAUUUUACACUUCUAAUUCCCAAUGUGGUUUUUCCCGAAAACUACGUGUCUCCACGCCAAAAAGUGAAUGCACAACUGCUCUGGAAUGGAGUUGUGGGAGGAGGAAAAAACUCUUCGUAUUGCAAGCUUAGCAACGACAUAUAUUCUAAUAGAAAAGCGGUGUUGACGUGUUUACUUGUAUGCCUAUCGUCACAAGUUUAUAGAAGUCAACUAACAAGAAUCAAAAGUCCGCCGUGUUUAUGGUUGUGGGUUUUUACACAAGGAUCAAUGCCAUAUAUUGGCAAUUUAUAUUGCUCUUUAAUGAGCUUAGUUUUUUCAAAAACGUCUUCCUCACUUUUAGGUUUUGAAUUCGGAUCUUCAAAGGCGUCUUUCAGUUAUGAAAAUGACUUGCGAAGCAUAGCGGCAAAACUUUUUUGUGUGUUGAUCAAUUUUGAUACUUCGUCUAAAUGUGAAAUCCCGCUUGAGACAAAAAAAAUUUUACUUUCAAAUCGAGAUGCAAAUCAGGAUGAAAUUAUUUCUUUAUCAAAUUCAAAUCAUGAACUUCCAAAGCCUCAAUUUUUCAAUAUCUACCGUCUAAUGUUAGCUGCAAUGAAAAAUGAGAAGGAAAUUGCAGCAGUUUAUGAUGAAAUUUGUUCACAAAUAAAAUCUUCCUCCGGAGCGUUUCACUCAAAAUUUUCUUCUCCUUCAACAUUGAAGAAUUCUUGUACAGAAGAACACUUAUUAAUUUUAUGGAAUUUGCUUAUUUCAAAUAAAUGGUUUUUACAGCAUGCGACACAGAAAAAUUCGAUUUCAAAAUUACUGGUUCCGUUGUUGUAUACUAUGUUAGAAGCCUCUGCAUUUUUGCAUGAACCUAUUAGCAGUGAAAAGAAGCAUAGUAUGGAAACAUCUAUUGUAACAGGGGUUCUUCAUCUGUGUUCUCUGAUAGUAUUUGUAUUGUCGGCUGAACGGGAAUUCGCGACACAAGCCAAUGAACAAUUUAAUGAAACGCUUCCCUUUAAUUUUACUUUUUAUCAGGGUUCUUACGCAGACUUCAUUAUUUUAUCUUUUUAUCAAAUUUGUACCAGUGAAUUGAUGUCUGUAGAAAAUGAAUCUUUAAUUGACAUAUUUUUAACAACUCUUUGCAACAUGUCACCCUAUCUUCGAAGCUUAUGCCCGGAGAGCUCUAUGAAACUUGUUUCCUUGUUUCAACGGCUUUCGCGACCCCACUGGUUAUUCGAACAACCGUAUCGAUACCGCAACACUUUUUUACUUUUUGAGAUAUUUGAUAAUAUUAUACAAUAUCAAUAUACGGGAAACUAUAAUUUAAUUUAUUCCAUCUUGCGUCAAAAAAAUGUGUUUGAAGCUUUUCAUUUUUUGGAAUUUACCAAAUUUCCCGAAAAUGUGCCUCAGAAAUCACCGGAUAAUACAACCCCUGAUACACAUCAACAAGAAACACAUGCAUCCAGACACACGCCUAAAACGUCAACUGAGCCUUGGUGUGCCACUCAAGAAUGGUUUGAUACGUGGAAAGCGGAAGCUCCGACGCAAACAGUGAUGUGUGUUAUUAACAAGCUUAUUCCAUUGGUGAACGAUAUGUGCGCUAAUGAUGAAUUUCCUGAGCAAACAGCUAUUAUUGAUAUGAUUAAGAGCACCAUGCUAGUGGGAAUUUUACCGGUUCCUCCUUCCAUUUUAAUACGGAAUUAUGUACCUCACAUAACAACAAAUCAAUGGUUUGUCACCUUUACAUGGAGAAUCAUUGCCUUAAAAUUACGCAAUGAAUUUCGUCUCCCAAAUCUUUUGUUGUUUAACAUUGAAACAACUGAGUAAAUUCACACAUGAAAUGAUUCCCAUUCAUGUUUAAAAUAAUUCAAAUGUGUUUUUUAUUCCUACUUUAUUCAUAUAUCACAUUAAAAUUCUUUUUUUUUUUUAAUUUGCUAUUUCAUUGUUGUAAUAAUAAAAAUUUUUUUUUUUAAUAAGAAAACGGAAUUAUGUAUUAAAUCCAUUUACCAUUUGAUAAGUGACAAAAAAUAUUCAAAAUAAUCAUUUUACUCGUUACAUAAAGCCAAUUGAAAUCAGUUUCAAAAAUAUCAUCCAAUUAAAGAACACAUUGUGAAUUAAAAAUAAAUUAU